AUGUUUAAUGAUAAUGAAGAUGAUUUUAUGAGUACAAUUAAAAAGGAACAAGAGAAAGAUAAAAUUGAAAAGGAAGAAAAUGCCAUGAAGCAACAGAUUACGAAGUUAACUGAAGAAAAUAAAAAAUUGAAAUUUGUAAAUAUGGAUCAUGAAACAACCAUUGAAGAUUUAAAAGAAUCCAUCGUUGAAAAGGAUCAAAAACUUUUAAAUUUGGAAAAUCAAUUAAAACAGUUACAAGAUAAAGUUUUACAGACUGAACUUCAAUUACAACAAAAGAUAACUGAAUUACAACAAAAUACUAAUCAAAAUCCAACAUCACAGCAACAAUAUGAUAACAUUUCAAGUCCACCAAUUUCAAAACCACUAUCAUUUGCAAAUUUUAAUUCAGGGUCUCCUAUAGUUUCUAAUCCAAAUAGUGCACCAGGAUCACCAAUGCCACAACCUAUGAACGUUGAUCGUAGCUUAUUAAGGAAAUGGAAAGAUUGGAAUGUUGACAUGACUACAUGGAGAAGUGUUGGUUCUGGCCCAAUCGUUGAAUUUUGA
This is a messenger RNA of Henningerozyma blattae CBS 6284, 543 nucleotides long. It is a transcript of the gene BUG1, whose product is annotated as Bug1p. The record is from RefSeq and is a predicted model, not a curated record. The coding region runs from base 1 to 543 and encodes 180 amino acids. Lineage: Eukaryota; Fungi; Ascomycota; Saccharomycetes; Saccharomycetales; Saccharomycetaceae. The transcript has a single exon.